Messenger RNA from Aspergillus affinis, 639 nucleotides. Its product is annotated as HPP family protein. The transcript is spliced from 2 exons. NCBI's taxonomy places the organism in Eukaryota, Fungi, Ascomycota, Eurotiomycetes, Eurotiales, Aspergillaceae. Bases 1 to 639 code for a protein of 212 amino acids. The record is from RefSeq and is a predicted model, not a curated record.
AUGUCCGAGUCCCAAUUAUCACGACUUCCCUCUUGGCUGAGCCGUUGGCUCGGCUACCGGUCGAUCACUCCGAAGCCUCUUCCGCCGUAUCUCACGUGGCUUUGGUCCUUCAUCGCGGCGUUCUGCGGCCUGUCCGUGAUCCUGGCUCUCUUCAAUUACUCCCAGUAUUUCCUCGACCGAGGUGUACCCACCAUCAUCGCAUCAUUUGGCGCAUCAGCAGUCCUCUGCUUCGGCGUCAUCGACAGCCCCUUAGCGCAGCCCCGAUCUCUCAUUUUCGGGCAUUUCCUCAGCGCUUUGGUCGGAAUAUGCAUCACCAAACUCUUCAGCCUCAUGCCCGAUGAACAGCGCUUCAACUCCCUGCGCUGGCUCGCCGCCUCGCUCUCCUCGUCUGUCGCCAUUGUGGUCAUGCAAGUCACCCAGACCACGCACCCCCCGGCCGGCGCGACGGCGCUGCUUCCUGCUGUCGAUGAGGCUGUCUGGCAGCUGUCCUGGUAUUAUUUGCCGGUGGUGCUCCUCUCGUCGACGUUGCUUAUGGUUGUCGCCAUGCUGCUGAAUAAUAUUCAGCGGAGGUAUCCGGUCUUUUGGAUCGCGCCGGCUGGUAAGCCCGCACUUUUGCCGCAGGUUGUUAAUCCGAAGUAG